Messenger RNA from Oncorhynchus kisutch (coho salmon), 4065 nucleotides. Its product is annotated as ribosome-binding protein 1. Bases 358 to 3618 code for a protein of 1086 amino acids. Gene Ontology annotation, biological process: protein transport. The record is from RefSeq and is a predicted model, not a curated record. The transcript has 28 exons. Gene Ontology annotation, cellular component: endoplasmic reticulum membrane. NCBI's taxonomy places the organism in Eukaryota, Metazoa, Chordata, Actinopteri, Salmoniformes, Salmonidae.
CCUAUGUGGGACAUGAGCCCAGCGCAUAAAACUGGCCCGUUGUCCGGCGUUUCGCCAGCUCAAAGUGCCACGACUCAAAUUGAAAUAAAUAGGAAUCCCAGACUGAGAAAGAAAAUUUGCGGAAAUAGCGGCAUAUUUAUCGCCAGAUUGAAGGAAAUUCCACAACAAAAACCCGAACUUCUUCAACCGCUUCCAAAAGUGGUGUAGUUACAUCAGCAGAUAUAUAUAUAAAAAAGAAGGGAAUCCCAGAUACUGGGACAUAACAUUUCUACUCUGCUAUUCAAUCAAACGGCUUCUCCAUAUUCCAAGUGGAUCCAACGUCGGUUUCUGGACAGCUAACCUGUCAUAGUGGUCAUCAUGGAUCUAUAUGACCCUCAGACGCUAGGCAUCAUGGUAUUUGGAGGCUUCAUGGUCAUCUCAGCCCUCGGUAUCGUUCUGGUCUCCACCUUCUCCAUGAAGGAGACCUCCUAUGAGGAGGCCUUGGCCAAGCAACGCAGAGAGCAGGGUAAGACUGUGCCGCUGGGACAGCUGACCAAGAAGGACAAGAAGAAGGAGAAGGCGUCUGAGAAGAAGAACCGGGGUAAGAAGGAACACAAGCCCAAUGGGAAGCUUCCAGAAUUAGACCUAGAGGAUAUCACAGUGGCCGAGCCUGAACUAGCCCCAGAACCAGUUUCUGCCCCCAAACCUGCCCCUAAGCCUACCCCUGCUCCUGAACCAACCCCUGCUCCCAAACCUGCCCCUGAACCUACCUUUACCCCUGCUCCUGAACCAACCCCUGCUCUAGCUCCCCCUGCUGUAGAGGCCUCCCCUGCUCCAAAGAAGAAGAAAGAGAAGAAGAUGAUGGCUAAGGUUGAGCCAGCCCUGGCUGCUCCUGCCCCAGCCCCCAUGGCCCCCUCCAAGCCUGCCCCUGCCGCAGCAGCCCCCAUGGCCCCCUCCAAGCCCGCCCCUGCCGCAGCAGCCCCCAUGGCCCCCUCCAAGCCUGCCCCAGUCCUGGAGGCUGUCACCAAGGAGGUCCCUGUGAUGGCAGUGCCCCCGGUGGGCUCCCAGAGGACUGCAGCCAAGGCUCAGGAGACCAAGGCACAUGACCUUUCCAAGAAGAAGGCGUCCUCCAAGAAGAAGACUGAGUCUGUGUUGGACUCUGGUCUGGAUUCCCCCCUGUUCCUGCCCUACAAGGCCCUGGUCUCUACUGUUAGCAGUAUGGUCUUCAGUCAGGGAGAGGCCCAGCGCCUCCUAGAGAUCCUCUCUGACAAGGCUGGCAUCAGACAAGACACCUGGCACGUGGCUACUCAGAAGGGCGACCCAGUGGCUGUGAUGAAGAAACAGUUGGAGGAGAAUCAGAAACAGCUCGCUACUCAGCAGGAGGAUGCUUCUGCAGCCAAAAACAGACUCCGGGAACUCAGCAGGGAGCUCUCUGCUGAGAAGUCCAAGGUGGCCAGUGUGGAGACCAGGCUGAGUUCCCAGCUCUCAUCCAGGGAGCAGGAGAUGAUCGCCCUCCAGGCUCGUAUGCAGGCCUCCUACCAGGACCACGUAGCCCAGACACAGAAACUCAAUGCCAAGGUCCUCAGUCUUCAGGAGCAGUUGGAGUCUGGUCCCACGGCUCAACUGGCUCGUCUGCAGCAGGAGAACUCUAUUCUCAGAGACGCCCUGAACCAGGCCACAAGCCAGGCAGAGAGCAAACAGAAUGCAGAGCUGGCCAAGCUGAGACAGGAUUGUGCCAAACUGACCAAGGAGCUGGGAGAGAAGAGUGUGAGCCUUCAGACUGAUGAGGUCAUCAGGACUGGACUGGAGGCUAAGGUGUCUUCUGUAGAGAAACAAUUGUCUUCACUACAGGCCAGUCAUGCCGAGAGUGAACAGGAGCUGCAGAGGAGGCUGGAGGAGGUCAGUGAGGAGCUGAGGAGUUCUCAGAGGACCCUGGAGAAAGCCCAGCAGGAUGCUAGCACCCUUUCAGAUCUCCAGGUCCAUCUGGGCAGUGUAGAGGAUGAUCUGAAGAAACGUGGGACCCAGCUGGAGGCCCUCACAGCCCAGCUGGAGCAGACUGAGCUGGAGAAGGGACAGCUGGAGGACCAGGUGGGAUCCAUUAAUGUACUUCUCGAGGCCAGCCAGAACAGAGAUGAGAAUGAGGACUUGGAGAUGUGGAGUUGGUCUUUUCUCAACAACACCAAUCAUUUCUCUUCCAGUCUUCAAGACCGAGACGUUCAGCUGGCGUCACUCCAAGAGAAGCUGAAGCAGCUCAAAGAAAUGAAACAGGAGGCAGCUAUGACUCCCGAGGUCACUACAGCUGAGACCGAGCAGGCACCUAACAGUGAGGACAGAUGCCUGGUGGUGUCCCUUCAGGAAGAACUGAAACAGCUUAAAGAAGAGAUGGAACAACUACUAAACUCUCCCGUAGCGCCCCAAAGUUUUGCGCUAAAAUCGGCUGAUGUCUCAGGAGAGUCUGAUCAGCUACUCAAUGGUCUGGAGAAGAGUGAGAGUCAGGAAGUAACACUAGAAGAGGAAGAGAUUCAACUCAAAGAAGAAUCUGAACAGGCCCAGAGCAGCACCACUCAGUCGCACAACGCAGCAGAACUGGCCGCGCUACAAACCAGUCUGGCAGAGAGAGAAGCUAUGAUGAAAUCACUACGAGAGGAGCUAAGGGAAGCCAGGGACCAAUCACAGAAGGUACAAGAGAUCCUCGCUCAGGUCCAGCAGAGCCAAGAGUCCCAGCCGAGCACAGAGCUGCCGGAGCUGUUGGAGAAACUGAAGGAGGCAGAGGACAGCCACGGGACACUGCAGGCCCAGUGUGACCAGUACAGGACAGUCCUGGCUGAAACGGAAGGAAUGCUGACGAACCUUCAGAAGAGUGUUGAGGGGGAGGAGCUGGUGUGGAUGUCCAAGAUGGCCGACUCUGAGGACCAGUUGAAGAAGGCCCUGGAACAAGUACGUACUCUGGAGGAGACUGCAGAGAGCUUGAAGACAGGAAACCAAAGCAUAGAACAGCUGAAGGAGCAGGUGAUGCUUCUGGAAUCCCAGUUGGAGAAGCCGUCUGAGACGGAGGAGGAAAUGGCACAGUUGAAGAAGCUGCUGUCAGAGUCUCAGAGCCAGCUGGAGUCGUCCCAGACGCAGGCCCAGACGCACAGGGAAGAGCUGGCUACGGUCAGAGGUCAGCUGAGUGAGGCGACGGAGCACGCUCAGAGCCAGAAGGCGGUCCCUGAGGCCGGGGCACAGAACGGACCAACGGAGCCAGAGGUCCAGUCCCAGUUGAGUCAAACCACGGAGGAGUUUGAACAGGCUCAGAAGACUGUAGAACUCCAGGCUCAGAAGACUGUAGAACUCCAGGCUCAGAAGACUGUAGAACUCCAGGCUCAGAAGACUGUAGAACUCCAGGCUCAGAAGACUGUAGAACUCCAGGCUCAGAAGACUGUAGAACUCCAGGCUCAGAAGACUGUAGAACUCCAGGCUCAGAAGACUGUAGAACUCCAGGCUCAGAAGACUGUAGAACUCCAGGCUCAGAAGACUGUAGAACUCCAGGCUCAGCUGGACAUUCUGAAAGAGGCAGGAGACUCCCCACAGGCUGACACAGAGGACGUAGCCCAGCUAAAGGAAGAGAGUUCAGGACUGAAGGAAGGAACAUCUGUGUAAGAGACUGAAGACGUGACACUUAAACAUGAUUAUCAUAGUUAUGCAUUCCAAAACUAUUAGUUCUUGUACUGUAGUAGUUGAUUGCUGCAACUCCUAUUAAAAAAAAAUAAUCUAAGGGCCAGUUUCCCGCACGCUGAUUUAAGCCUCUUCCGGAACUGAAAUACAAGCUCAGUGGAGAGUCUCCCUUAAAGAAACGUAUUAGCCAGGGACUAGGCUUAAUGUGUCUGGGGAAAACCGUCUCAAAAUCUUUCUGGGUCGUUCCACCAAUUCGGUGCCUUAUCAAAUGUGUAACUUGGUGGGGGGGAUUAUUAUGAUUAUUAUGAUUAUUAUUAUUUUUUUUCAUUCUGUCAUAAAGAGAACAUGUUCAACACAAUAAAAAUGUUUUCCCAUCUCGGUGUUAAAUAAAAAAAGUGCCAAAUAAAGCUAACAGGUUUUGACUGUAACAGA